AUGACGGACGUCUUCGUCCGAGGCAUACGCGAUGUCUCGAAAUUCGUGACCCUCGCUCCGCGGACCACUCGUGUGAUACAGAGGCUUCCCGCAUCUUCCGACCAAAGCUUUACAUAUCAUACCCCAAGACGGAUAUCAGUUCUACCCAGCUUGCUGCUCUCUGAGUACGGAUCGGGAAGCCAUGCUAGUCGCAUCGUGGCUCGCCGAGCCUGCCAGGGCCCCGUCCCCAAGGCGGCAAAUGUACCGUCACAGGCUGUCCUGUCUACUUCGGCACUGAGUCGCCAGGCUUCAAGCCAUGUGCGUGCAGCGCAGCCCACGUUUUCCGGCCUACUGUCAAACACAAACACGGCUGGGAAAAUACCGAUACAUGCAUUUUUUCGGUGUCGCUCAAGAGGCUUCCAUGUCACAACCAGGCAGGCAAGAGAAACUGAGGCAGGACGAAAGGGCAACAAGAUCCAGGAUGCAAGAGAUAGCAAUGCUAAACAAGAGUCCACGUUAAAGCAUUCUUCGGAACAACAGCAGUCACAACAGGAGCACUUCUAUGACCGAAUACACAUGCCACAAUUCCAUCGCCCGUCGAAAGAAGAACUCCUGGCCGCGGCAACGGGCUUCUGGUCCCGCUUAAAGGUUCGCUUCAAAUGGGUGACCAUCAAAAGCACCCGGCCAUUCAAUGUGGAUGAAAUCGUGGGCUUUAUUUCGUGGAUUGCAUUGGGCCACGUUAUUUGGAUCGUCAUUGGGACCACGACCUUUGUCUCUCUUGCGAUCCUGGCGAUCAACACCGUGCUUGCUCAAGAAACCUUGGCUGGAUGGAUCGGACACUAUCUGACCAAAUCUUCCGGGCUGCAGGUCGUGUUUGAAUCCGCCAUCGUUCCAAAGUGGCGGGAUGGAGUCAUCACCUUCAAGAAUGUGUUUGUCUCCAGAAGACCAGGGCAAAACCGUUCUAGAGUGACCAAAGGAUCACCCGAAGCGGCCGCACAAGCCUCUUCCACGGAAGAUCCGGUACCAGCUGAGGAGCAGAACUAUACACAGUUUGACAUCACCAUUGGAGAAAUCAAUGUCAGUCUAUCCUUUAGCAAGUGGUGGAAUUCCAAGGGGCUUCUUCAAAAUGUGGAGGUCAAGCACGUCCGAGGUGUUGUGGACCGCACUCAUGUUUUUUGGACCGGUGAAGAGGUCGACCCAAAAUCCUAUCGACAUGAACAUACGCCGGGAGACUUCGAAAUUGAAUCAUUCAAAAUCGAAGAUCUUCUCGUUACGGUUCUUCAACCUGAGGGGUUUAGGCCCUUUCCCGUCAGCAUCUAUAACGCGGAGUUCCCUCGACUACGGAAGCAGUGGCUUUUCUACGACUUCCUCUGUGCAAACAAUAUGACAGGGGAGUUUGAUCGCUCUUUGUUCACCAUCCAUCCUCGUCAAACCCAUUCUUACACCGGGGCGCAUCUCAAUGAUUCGGACAACGCUGACAACGAGCCAUGGAAGAAACAAUCUCGAAUACGCAUCGACGGGUUGAACAUCGACCACUUGAAUCGGGGGGCAGUCGGACCCUUGUCUUGGAUCCACGAGGGGAAUGUCGACAUCGUUGCCGAUAUGAUGAUUCCCAAUGACAGUGACGAGUCAGUCAUCAAGGUGAUGACUGAUUUCUAUGAACGGAUGGAAGCAGCACUCACCUCGAGAAAGCACCUGGAGCAACCCCGAGAAGAUGCUCCUGAAACCAAUUUAUCUGGUAUCGACAUAUCGACACCGGUCGCUUUUGCCAGAUCUGCAGGUGAAAAUUAUGAAGAUAAGCAGUAUAUGGUCAUGGAUCUCCGCAUUCACCUAAACGACGUACGUGCCGUCGUUCCCCUUUUCACCCGCGAUCUUUCCUACAUCAAUAACGCGCUUAUCCGACCUAUUGUUGCAUACAUCAAUUCGCGCCGGACAUUCAUUCCAAUCAACUGCCGAGUAGUCAAGCGUCUGUCAGAUUUUGACGGCAGCUGGACUCUUUUCGACUCUGGAUUGAUGGAUGAUCUGUCGGCCGAGGUCUACGACGCAUUUGCAAGAGACGUCACGGACGAACAGGCGAGAUUGAGACGGUUCAAGAAGGUUGGGUUGUGGAGUUUGCAACUUGCCGUGCAGGCGAUUUUUCUGGUGAGUCGACCUUCUGGGAUGUGA
Capronia epimyces CBS 606.96 is the source of this 2145-nucleotide messenger RNA. RefSeq lists its product as uncharacterized. Gene Ontology annotation, biological process: mitochondrion inheritance. The record is from RefSeq and is a predicted model, not a curated record. Bases 1 to 2145 code for a protein of 714 amino acids. Gene Ontology annotation, cellular component: mitochondrial inner membrane. NCBI's taxonomy places the organism in Eukaryota, Fungi, Ascomycota, Eurotiomycetes, Chaetothyriales, Herpotrichiellaceae. The transcript has a single exon.